AUGUCUCAAGAUAACGUAAAAUUAAUGAAUUACAAUGAUAUCAAAAAAAUAGGAAGGGAGCAUAAUUUGUAUGAAACAGAUGAACUCAAUGAAGUACUAUACUUGCAUAUGAAAGGGUUUCAUAAUAUUGAUGGUCUAGAUACUUUUAUAAAUUUAAAGUGUUUAUUUUUGAAUAACAAUUGCAUAAAAAAAAUAGACAAUUUAAAUAACCUAGUCAAUUUAAAAGCCUUGUAUUUGCAAAAUAACGACAUAAGUACCAUUGAAAAUAUUACAUGUACUUCUUUGGUGAUUUUAAAUUUAUCGAAUAAUAAAAUAAAAACACUUGACAAUAUUCAACAUUUAAAAUUGUUGCAAACAUUAAAUAUAUCGAAUAAUUUGAUUGAAAGUGUAAAAGACAUAGAACAGAUUAGCGCCCUGGAAAACCUUUCCCAUUUAGAUAUAUCUAAUAAUCUUAUUCAAUUUAAUAAUAAUAUAGAAAAACCAAAUAAUCGUAUAGAAGACUUAACACAUGAUUGUAACGAUGAUCAGUUUAUAAUUGAAAAUAGCGUUACAGAAAAUGGAAAGGAUUUUUUACAAAAUAAUGAAAUUUGUUACAUGUUAAAUUUUUAUAAUAAUUUUAAUGACGAAAUAAAUAAAGAAGAAAUAUAUCCUUCUGUGAAAUAUCAUAAAAACAUAAAAGAUAUGGAUGAAUUAACUAAACAUAAAUUUUACUUUUUAAGAGAAUUUAUUAUAUUUAUAAAAAAAAUUAAAAAAUUGAAAACCUUGUUCAUAAAAAAUAAUCCCUUCAUAAGCCAAAUUAGGCACGUCUCAAAAUAUUUUAUAGCAAAUAUACCCACAUUGGUAUUUCUGGAUGAUAAGAAAAUUAAAAAGGAAGACAUUUGUUUGGCACGAAUUUUUUUGAAAAAGGGUACACACGAAGAAAACGAACUUAAAAAAAUAUUUCAAAAAAAAAAAAUGGAUAAAUAUAAAAAUUUAUCACACAAAUAUCAUUCCUUUUUAAUGAACAAAAAAUUAUAA
Messenger RNA from Plasmodium adleri (nom. inval.), 1017 nucleotides. RefSeq names its product leucine-rich repeat protein. The record is from RefSeq and is a predicted model, not a curated record. Bases 1 to 1017 code for a protein of 338 amino acids. The transcript has 5 exons. Gene Ontology annotation, molecular function: protein binding. NCBI's taxonomy places the organism in Eukaryota, Apicomplexa, Aconoidasida, Haemosporida, Plasmodiidae.